UGGUUUAGCGAGAAUCUCCAACCUAAAGCAGACAGCUCGAAAUUCUUCUGUUUCAGUUGAUUUUUCGGUUCAGCUACACGCGCGCGUUCGGCUAGCAUAGCGUUGCUACGCAUCGAUCAAGUGGCUAAAUCUGUAUUGUUAUUAUCGGUGUCGUCGUCGUCGUCGUCGUCUAUAUCCGUGCUACCGAAUCUCGGAUGCAAUUUUUUUUUGACAGUUGACCAAAAAUUCCUUUCAUGUCGGAACUGGCACUCGAAGGAGCAUUUUUGGGAUGAUGCGUUUGUAGCGCAACCGGCUUGCUUGAAAGGAAAACGGUUUCAUUGCGCUUGUGACGGAAUCCCCCCAAAGUGUUAACGCUUUACUGCGGACUAGAAGAUUGUAGUGUUAAGACUGGAAAAAGUUUCACCGUAAAACCAUGCCAACGUGAGUGAUUGAUGGUGCAUUUGACAUUGAGCCAGGUGCUAAAGUACAUGCCAUGAAAAUUUUCCAGUUUAUAUUCGCGUAGUGACUUCAGCGUGCUCUAACAUAAAAUCAGUGAUUUAUGCUUGCCUUGAUUUGGACCGACUGACUCAGAAUACCUAUCGUAAUAGUUAGUGUUCGGCAGAAAACCGUGACCAGUGACAGCAAAAAGUGUUAAAAUUAAUCUUUUCGCAUUACCAGCAACAAAAAGCUUAACAGUGCUUCAUUAAUCAACCAAACUAAUAUAGAGUUGUGAGAACACGCGUGAUUUGCUUCGCCAGUCUCGGCAGCGCACCUCUGUCUGGAAAACGCUGCCAAGGAAAACGAGAAGAAAUUAAAAACCGCCAAGCUUGCCCAUCAUGCCCCCAGAGCUGCGAACCGCAGCUGGACGGAGAAACGCAAAAGAAACGAUUUGAAAUUUUAAACCAGAACUCGUUUUUCAAACUCAUAUUUUUUUACACGGCUAUCCCGCGCUCCACCAUCGGCUACGGAAGCUUGCAGUAAAGUGUGUUGAGAAGUGUGAAUAAAUAAAACUGCCAAGCCAACGACGCCCGUCGACGGUUAAUGGUUUUGAGUGAUUUGAAGACCCCUUGGCGGUGACAGCUGUUGAAAAGUGCGCGAAUUGUGAGAUUGCCGGUAACGAAAGAGGAAAAACACCAUUGCUAAUUAGUGUGCCAGUAGCGAGUACUGCACUAAUAGUGAAACCCUUUUGGCUUGCCCAACGCAAAGCGGAGCCGCGGUGCAAGCUGAAAACCUGCGACCGACCGAAGCUUGCUCAGCUCGGUUGCUCGGGUCGUUCGGUUCGCGACAAUGGCAGUGUCCUGCCCGGAAGUUAUGUACGGAGCAUACUACCCAUACCUGUACGGCCGUGCCGGACCCAGUCGACCCUUCUACCAGUAUGAGCGGUUCAACCAAGACCUGUACUCGACAUCGGGCGUCCCGCUGGCGGCGUCAUCCAGUACAUCCGCCGGUUCCCAUUCGCCCUGCAGUCCGCUGCUUCCGCCGUCGAUAUCGUCAAACGUAGUGGCGGCUGCGGCAGCCCAAACCUCGACACUAUCUGCCUCCACAUCCAACACUACGAUACCAACAAUCCCUCUGGGCGCACUCCAGAGGCACCUUACCAAAGAGGAAGACAUCAGCACGGCCCGAAGUGAUACGGAAGGUACCAUCCCAGGAGCCCACAACGACAGCUCCUGCUCAUCGGGGCCAGAUUCACCAAACAACCUGCACCAGGAUGGAAGCGGGGCUACCGGUGGCGUCGGUGGGGGUGGCAAUGGCAGUGGCGAAACUUCCGGUGGCGGUGGACGGGCGCAGUACUUAUCCGCCACUUGCGUGGUGGUUACCCAUUAUUCUGGCGAUGCGGCCAGUGUGGUUGACGAACACUUCUCUAGGGCAUUAAAUUUUAGCGAUAAAAAUAACAAAGAAGGUUACAGUUCCAUGUCGAGUAGAAAUUUCCCUCCCUCUUUCUGGAACAGCAACUACGUUCAUCCUACUCCUGCGCCUACACACCACCAGGUUUCCGACCUCUACUCGACCGACGGUGGAUACUCGACAGAUCCGUGGCACGCGGCCCAUUACGGUUCAUACGCCCAUGCCGCGCACGCACAUGCCGCCCACGCGCACGCCUACCACCACAACAUGGCGCAGUACGGCAGCUUACUGAGGUUACCACAGCAAUAUGGACACACGUCUAGGCUUCACCACGACCAACAAACGGCGCAUGCCCUGGAGAGUGCUGCAGCAUAUUCUAGUUAUCCCACAAUGGCAGGCCUCGAAGCACAGGUGCAGGAAUCAUCGAAGGAUUUGUACUGGUUCUAGAUAGUUAGCAAAAAUUUCGUCAAACAUGGCAGCAGACAGCAACGGAUUCGAGUUAAACUAUGGGUACAAAAUUCGAAACAAAGUCAACUUCAGCCCCUCUGGAUGUGAUGAUUGGAUGCAGAAGAAGAAAAAAAAACUCAACGGAUAGAUGAAAAAAAAUAUUAGCUCCUUUUCUCGCCCUGGCGUCGUUGACGUAGUGAAAAUCAAAAGACAAACCUUUCUACAAAACAAAUGAAGCACUUUGAAGUGAUUUUAGUGAUAUAUAAACUAAAUAAUUUAUAAUCGUACACUAUCUGUUCAAGCUAUUAUUACUGUGUAAACGGAAUUCAAUAUAAAGCAGCAUUCUUUGAGCAUCAACUGCACCAGAACCGGCAGGUGAUCAGUGAUAAGGAGGCGAAAGCGUUCGCGUUCUAGAAUGAUUUAGUCGCGCACUUACUUUCCCCUCAAAUGUAAAAGUCAAAGCGAAAUCUAUCUUAAAUAGACUGUGUCGGUUUUUUUAAGUUUUAGUCCAAUGUAUAUUGUAUCCAUAAAGACGUAUGCACUCAUAAGCCCAGCGAUUGUUCUCCCCUUGAGUAACAUUUUUUUUCCGUUGCAACAUGUAUCAUAUAAUGAGUAAGACUUACCGGAAAUGUACCCGAUCGUGAGAAAUAGCAAGAAGAAAUCAUUAUUCGUUAUAAUAUAACCUACAAAAAAAUAAAGCAUGCGUUAAACAAAAGAUCAAGGAUAUGUGCAUAUAUUAAAUUUAAAUUAAUUACUGCAACAAAAAGAAAAAACACAGUUGGCUUGGGCUCUCGCGUGCAUCCGCGGAAUGCGCGGGCGCUGAGAGAAGUUCUAGUAGCUAUUUUAUUGCAAUAAUAAUUAAUGAUUACGUAUUAUGAGAUAUUGCGAAUCUUAGCGUUGUAUGCGAAGCGAAACAUUAUAUAUAUUGACAGUGAAAACACACAAAUACAGAGUAAAGCAGGAAGUUUGAAAACUA
Molecule: messenger RNA, 3250 nt
Organism: Wyeomyia smithii (pitcher-plant mosquito)
Lineage: Eukaryota; Metazoa; Arthropoda; Insecta; Diptera; Culicidae
Gene: vg
Product: protein vestigial
Exons: 8
Coding region: 1267-2274 (335 amino acids)
Biological process (GO): regulation of transcription by RNA polymerase II
Cellular component (GO): nucleus
Source: RefSeq, a predicted model, not a curated record